AUGGCCAACAGACUAUCCAACCUCGCAAACCUUGCCAGAUCCUCGAUGACUGGAAACCGACAACCACCGGAACCAGAAGGGGGACCGACCCAAACGCAAGACGAAGACCAAGAAGCAGAGCAACCACCUAACCUUCAAGGAGGCGAAGAGGCGGGACAGCUAGAGAAAGGGAAGGCCAAGCCCUCGAAGAAGAAAAAGUCGGCGCACUUUCCAGCAGCAACAAACUGCUCGCUCUGA
Puccinia triticina is the source of this 237-nucleotide messenger RNA. RefSeq lists its product as uncharacterized. The coding region runs from base 1 to 237 and encodes 78 amino acids. The transcript has 2 exons. The record is from RefSeq and is a predicted model, not a curated record. Lineage: Eukaryota; Fungi; Basidiomycota; Pucciniomycetes; Pucciniales; Pucciniaceae.